CCAGCAGUUUUAGCUUAGCAAUGCCGUAAACGACACGCCCAGUCGCAAAGCUGGACGGUGACGUUUGCAAAUCUGAUGUUUGUGCUUUGUGGCUGUUGUUGGAAACGCCAUACUAUCAAACAACGAAACACAAGCUUAAUUCAGAAGAAAUGUCGACGUUAGGAUAUUAAAAAGACAAACUGCAAACGAUUGUCUCGGAUUAACGCUUACUGGCUUCAAACCUGCUACCUUGAGGCCUGUUGUGGGUGGAAAUCCCCGGACUGAACUGCGACUCCAGGCCGGUUUGAGAGGACAUGCCACCGGAGAGAAAGCUGUUCAUAGCUCGCCUUUCUUCGCGUAUUUUACCCAUAAAACUAGCGGCAAGUGCCUGAACUAAGACACGAAACUGUCUAACUGACAUGAAAGGGUGUUAAUUUAGAUCGAGGAGGUGAGGUUUAUUGAGUGUUAGCAGACGGUAACUUACUGAUAAACAGGUUAACAGGUAACGUUAGAGUAGCUCUUAUAGAAACGCGCAAGUGAUGAAUUAUAUAUUAAUAACUCGCAAACAGGAAGAUCUGAGCAGGUAAAUGUAUAGAUGUACAAAAUAAUGUUUUGUCAGCCAGGUUAAUUACUUAUUUAGCAAGAAAGUUACCUUGACUAAAGCUUUAUAUUUUAAAGUAAUUUGUAUGCAUACUGGAAGAUCAGAUUAUUUGUAUUAUUUACUCGGUAACAGCUUUAUUUAAACCAAACAGUUUUUUGUAUAUUUUGAGAGAGGUUAGGAUCUGUUUAUCUCACCACAAGUGUUACAAUCACCUGUAAGACCAGUGUGAGGUAAUACUGUUUUUUUCAUUCCACAAUCCUAAGAUAAGACACCAUCCCAAAGUUGCUUAUGUUGCAGAACCUCUCUUGAUGAGGUCACACUGCUUACAUGUUGGUGUCUGGGUGUCAUCUCCUGAUCGUGUCCCUCAUAUUUGACACAAGCUGCUGAUAUCAUUGGCUAGCCAUUUCUGGAGCGUUUACAGCUGAGGACUCAAAUCCAUCAGGAUGAACCGCUACCUGCCAGUGGCACGGCAGCACUUUCUGAGUGCACUCGCGAGCACGAGUGUAGUGGUCAAGUCAAUAUGUGCUACAGUGAUCCUGCUGUACCUGCUCUCUUGGGCUGCUAACACCCCUUACAUACUUGGUGUCACACCUGGCUUCCUUUUCCCACCAAACUUCUGGAUUUGGACUCUUCUGACCCAUGCCGUGGUGGAGCAACACAUUGUUGGCAUGGCGGUGAACAUUGCUACUGUGAUGGUUGCUGGACGACUUUUGGAGCCAUUGUGGGGAGCACUGGAGCUGCUGAUCUUCUUCGCUGCAGUAAACGUAGCAGCUGGUCUCCUAUCCGCUCUGUCUUAUCUUCUCACCUAUGCUGCGACCUUUGACCUGGACUACCUGUUUGCCGUACGGGUGUAUGGCACGCCUGCUUUUCUGGGGGGUGUUCUUGUAGCGCUGAAGCAGACUGCAGGAGAUACAACAGUGCUUCGAGUUCCUCAAGUACGCCUAAAAGCCGCCCCAGCACUAGCUUUGCUAGCAAUAGCCAUCCUGCGGCUAGCAGGGCUGCUGGACACUUCAGCUCCGCUAGCAGCAUGCGGGUAUGGUGCCCUGUCCGGGUGGGUUUACCUGCGCUUCUACCAGAGGCACCCUAGGGGGCGUGGAGACAUGUCAGACCACUUUGCCUUCGCCUCGUUCUUCCCAGAGGCGCUCCAGCCGGCAGUUGGCUUUGCAGCUGGGCUUGUGCACGCUGCCCUUGUGAAGAUGAAAGUUUGCCGUAAGAUGGUGAAGCGAUAUGAUGUCGGGGCUCCAUCCUCCAUCACCAUCAGCCUACCAGGCACAGACCCACAAGAUGCAGAAAGACGGAGGCAACUGGCAUUGAAAGCUCUGAAUGAGCGUCUGAAGCGUGUGGAAGACCAGUCGGCGUGGCCCAGCAUGGAAGAUGAGGAGGAUGAUGAAGAUGAGGAAGUGCGAACAGACACCCCUCUCCUUUCAAGCCGAGAGACUUUGCCACCAGCACCAAGCACCACACAAAAUCCUACAGGACAACAGGAGUCCAGCAUCAUAAGUUUUGAAGAUGCUUCGACCCAUUCAUAACACCCACAGACAAAAACAAUCCUUCUUUUUGUCCCGCAGAGUUCACUUUACCCUUACAAUCACAAAUGCUACUGGAGACAUCUCACACACACACACACAAACACACACACACUAUCUUGGUUAUGUUUUACAUACACUACCGAGGAGUUGCCACAAAAUGAAUACAUUACCCAAACAAAAUGAAAAAGACAUCCAUACUCAGUUUUUCAGCUCUACAAAAAACCCUGGACUAGUCUGACAUAACAUUUGCAGUGCUCCAGUACUUUUGCUUUGUAAAAACAUUAUUUUCUCUCCCACUGGCCUCUUGUGUAAGGUUUUUUGGGAAGUACCAUUUCUGAAUAAAUGCUCUAAUGGUU
Carassius carassius (crucian carp) is the source of this 2465-nucleotide messenger RNA. RefSeq names its product transmembrane protein 115-like. The transcript is spliced from 2 exons. Gene Ontology annotation, biological process: retrograde vesicle-mediated transport, Golgi to endoplasmic reticulum. NCBI's taxonomy places the organism in Eukaryota, Metazoa, Chordata, Actinopteri, Cypriniformes, Cyprinidae. The coding region runs from base 1024 to 2109 and encodes 361 amino acids. The record is from RefSeq and is a predicted model, not a curated record. Gene Ontology annotation, cellular component: Golgi apparatus; membrane.